UCGUCAGAUUAAUCGUAUCGUAUGGUUUGUCUUCUUUUCGUGCAUAUUCCAUUUUCCUUCUGUAUUAGUUCUUUAUGGCGUAAUUUCUUUCUGUUAGUGACUUAGUCAAAAGUAUAACAAAUUUUCUAUAUAUACAACCCAGUUUCAAUCAAACUUUCUGAAAAAAGUUCUUGUCGUUCUUAGAGUUUUGUAAAAUUACAUGGUGUUACUGACUUGCUGCAACUGCAGUAUUAAUUUCUACCUGUCACAGUGUUGCUGUAUACGUCGUUUUCUCGCAGUUGAUCUUCGCCCUUGUGCACAACUGUAGAUAUUCUAAUGCGCACUGAAGUAUUGCAUAAUUAUCUCUUGGUGUAGUUCCCCAAAACGGAUGAACCUGUCCAAAUCUUAUCACGCAUAUUUCGCCAUGAAUCUUACCACUACCAUGCUUCCUGCCGAGUUCUGCAUGCAGACAGUAUUGCGUUGACGCCGUUGAGACAUUGCAACGGUAUAUUGCGCAUUGUGUUGUCAAGUGCACACAGCUGUUCCGAUUGUCGGUUUGAAUAGUGUUUUGCUUUGCAGCGGGUAUAGGAAGUGUGCAUUCCUCAUCUGGAUACUUAACUUAUUUAAUUUAUACAAGAGGUCGACUUGACGCUGACGAUCAACAAGCUACUAUUUAUCUUUCCACUGCCUGAUUCCCCGCCAUGUCAUCGAACAGCCUGAAUGUAUCUAACCCUGGCCAUGACGGCGCUGAGCAAACAGUGCACAGCGGAAGUAGUACGGCAGGAGCCGUGAUGUUCACCGACAGCCUGCACAGCUCCGAUCUCUUGGCCAGUGCCCCACACGGACCCCGCUCACGUGCCAACACCUGGCCGGUGAAUAUUGUUGAGCGGUGCGCCGAUGACCAGGAUGUGGAUCGGCUGCCUCCCUUGCCGGAAGAAAGCAACAGUGGUUCAUCGAAUGAGAACCUCUCGGGUUCGGGUCUGGCGCUGGCCGUGCCGUCCGGAGGUGCCGCGGCGCUGGCCCUCGCUAAGAAUAAAAAGAACAGUGCCCGGCGCAAUCCCUGGGGGAAUAUGUCCUAUGCGGAUUUGAUUGAGAAAGCCAUUGACAGUGUGCAGGAUAAGCGUUUGACCCUGUCGCAGAUCUACGACUGGCUGGUGCAGAAUGUUCCCUAUUUCAAGGAGAAAGCGGAUUCUAAUAGCUCGGCUGGAUGGAAGAAUUCUGUGCGACACAAUUUGUCCCUCCAUAAUCGCUUCAUGCGCGUUCAGAAUGAAACUGGUACCGGCAAGAGUUCCUGGUGGAUGGUUAAUCAGAGCGCUAAAUUCGACAAACCAUCGCGCCGUCGGGCGGCAACACUGGAAACCAAAGAAUAUGAAAAGCGGAAAGGUCGAUUGAAGAAGCAGCAUAUUAUGCGCGAUCGUGAGCUGGUAGGCGGAGAAUAUGAUCGUAACAUCAGUCCAAUUAGCCCAGCUGUAGCUCCCCAUAGCCCGUUGUAUCAGCAUCUUGCCGUAUCCGAUUUUCGAUCUCGUGCCAGCUCAAACGCCAGCAGUUACAUCUGCCUGUCUCCUAAAUCUCCCGGUGGCAACGGUGUAGACCCCGAUCGCUGCUCCUCACCGGCACAAUCUCCCCAUGCAUGGUCGACAUCCGGCUACGACAGUACCGGCUCAAUCAAUGGCCGUCUCGGCACGGAAUUUGGCUUUUCAUAUGAGAGCGAUUUUGCCAAUCAAUUAGCUAAAAAUGUUAACCUAACGGAGAACCGGCCCGCAUUGGCCCACUCAUCCUUUGAUCACGGAAGCAAAUUGCAGCAGGCAGCAGCAGCCGGCUUCUGCGCUGCCGGCAACGCUAGCACGACGGCCAACACGAGUGGAGCACCGAUUGGCAAUUAUCAUCCCAUGGCGGGUAUUAGUAACGGGUUUUUAACGUCAUACACCGGCCAUCAAACCGAUCCACGCAAUGCAGCGUUCUAUGGACAGAAAUUUGCCAGCAUUCCUGAAGAGCCACGGUUAGGCGUUAUGCCACAGAAUGGCUUGUACGAUGGACGGAAGGCCAACACGACGUCGAGCCUCGUGUUGGGCGCCGGAAGUGUAAGCGGAGGAGGCUAUACUGCAUUUAGUCAGCCGCAGGCCAGUUGGGCGCCGGCACUGCCACACGAUUUGGAGUCGUUUCCAGAUCCAAUGCACACCUUCGAUUUUGACUGGGAGGAACUGCUGCGCCACGAAGUAGCCAUGGAUCAUCUGCAUUUCAAUGUACACGGACAUACUGGAACGACACAUGCACACAACGGGCACAGUCAUCACAACAUGAUUGCCACCGGCACCCAGUCCAACGGGCUGGGACACGGAAAGCCCUAUGUUAAUGGCGAAAUGAAAUGACACGUUGGGAAAUAUUAAUUUGCUGCUGUAUGGAUACGCUAAAGUUUAGUGUUUAGUUUUGUUUUGAAAUUGUUAGUAUUUAACACGUACUCGUUUGGGACAGAGAACAGAUAUAAUUUUCUUUUGUUAAAGUCGUUUUUGUUAGAUGGUGUAAUUGUGUACUGUGAGGAAAUCUUCACGACGGUGCGAUUUGAUUCAUUACGUCCAAAAGCGGUGCUGUAUUAUUUUUUGGCUCUUGGCUCAUUUCAGAAGAGAUCGUAUACAUUAUGUAUUUGAUUUUUAGAUUUUUCAAGAUGUUUAUUAUUUUCAUGGAAUUUGGUCUCAUGAAUCUAAUUUAUCCCCUGUUGUUCCAUAUCAUUGAUAGUCUAAGAGAGAUAAAUAUAGUGAAAAUGA
Molecule: messenger RNA, 2741 nt
Organism: Paramacrobiotus metropolitanus
Lineage: Eukaryota; Metazoa; Tardigrada; Eutardigrada; Parachela; Macrobiotidae
Product: forkhead box protein O3-like
Exons: 2
Coding region: 681-2348 (555 amino acids)
Biological process (GO): regulation of transcription by RNA polymerase II
Cellular component (GO): nucleus
Molecular function (GO): DNA-binding transcription factor activity, RNA polymerase II-specific; RNA polymerase II cis-regulatory region sequence-specific DNA binding
Source: RefSeq, a predicted model, not a curated record